This is a messenger RNA of Diatraea saccharalis (sugarcane borer), 1334 nucleotides long. The record is from the annotation of a GenBank genome assembly. Lineage: Eukaryota; Metazoa; Arthropoda; Insecta; Lepidoptera; Crambidae.
GUUUUGUGCCGGAAACUAACUCCACUGUGCUGUAGCUCCAAAAAUAUCGAAAAUUUAAAUUUAUUAAUCAUCGUGAUUUGUAAAUUGAAGUCAGUCUUCUCUUUUUUUUGUGCAAUAUUGUUUUUGGUAGCUUAAACUUCGACAAUGAGCGAUACAACAAAAAUUAAGAUUGGCAUUAUCGGCGGCUCCGGAUUUGAUGAUCCAGAGUUGUUGGCCGAGCAAUCCGAGCGUGCGGUGAGCACUCCCUUUGGAGAACCUUCUGACGUGAUCCUCGAAGGACGUCUGAACGGUGUACCCUGUGCACUGCUAGCCAGACACGGCAGAAACCACAAUUUGCAACCAAGUGACGUGAACUACCGUGCGAACAUUUGGGCAUUGAAGGAGGUCGGAUGCACACACAUCCUCGCUACUACCGCCACUGGUUCGCUGGUUGAGGAGUACAAGCCUGGCGAUCUGGUUAUACUCGAUGACUUUAUUGAUAGAACGUGGGGUCGUAAAUGUACGUUCUACGACCGCAACGAGUGCGGUCCGCGCGGGGUGUGCCACCUGCCGAUGAGGCCCGCGUUCUGCGCCCGCGCACGCGCCGCCUUAUACGCCGCCGCACGCGACCGCGGCUACACCUGCCACAACGCUGGCACUGCAGUUGUUAUACAGGGACCCAGAUUCUCAAGUCGCGCCGAAAGUCUUAUGCAUCGACAGUGGGGUGGACAUCUCGUCAACAUGACCACUGUACCAGAGGUUGUUUUGGCAAAGGAAGCCGGCCUCAGCUAUGCUGCAGUAGCUCUCGUGACUGAUUACGAUUGUUGGAGAGAAAACGAAACUUCUGUAUCCGUGGCCGAAGUCCUAGAGAUGUUCAAAAAGAACGUGAAGAAGGCAGCGGACGUGAUCAUAGACGCGGUACAGAUACUAGCGGCCGAUCAAGAUCUGUCCUACUUGGACGCACAUAAGGAGCUAGUUGCUUCAGCUGUGAUGUUGAAGGAAUGAUAUGAGAAGAAAACUUCCAAAUAAAAAUAUACACAUAAGUUAUAGUAAUAUAAGUCACUAUUUUUAUAUACAAAUAUUUUAUAUUCGGAAUAUUUUAUAACAUUAAGUUAAACUCACCAUAUCAGGAAUGCAAUCGAUUGCUCGAUGUCUGGACUCAGAAAUAAUUGUUUACUAGCAUUUUGUUUAAGUCUGCCAAGUCUACAUACUUGACUGGUUUAAGACUUGGAAGAAUAAUGUUAAUAGUAAUAAAAAAUAUUCUAUAGGAGUUACAAAUUCUUCUAUUGAAGGGUAGUCUUGAAAAAUUAUCAAUAUAUUUAAAGACACACGCGGGUUACUAAUGAAUUUUACUG